AUGGGACGAGGAGCAGGGGAAGUGGACAGUGGAUCUAAGAAGAAAAGAUGGAUCUCGUCGUACAAGGAUUACUGUGAUGUCAUUGUCCAUGGCUCUAGUGCGGUCAACAAUUGGAAAUGGCCUAAUAUCGAAGGCCCACACGAUUACAAGGGCAUCUUACCUCAUUCGGUCGCUUGGGACAUGAGCCUUAACUGGUCUGGGAAAAGCGUUGGGGUGAUUGGCACGGGGAGCUCGAGCAUUCAAAGGGUCCCAAAAUUUGCUGAGACAGCUAAGGACGUUACUGUCUUUAUGCGACAUCAUACUUCUAUUGCGUCUCAAAUUGAACAGAACAUUUCGAACGGAGAAGCGGAUCCGGAUGCGAUAGAGCCAAUGGCCGCUGGGAAGCACCAUUGUUAUCCUAUACCCUAG
This is a messenger RNA of Fonsecaea pedrosoi CBS 271.37, 408 nucleotides long. RefSeq lists its product as uncharacterized. The record is from RefSeq and is a predicted model, not a curated record. The transcript has a single exon. Lineage: Eukaryota; Fungi; Ascomycota; Eurotiomycetes; Chaetothyriales; Herpotrichiellaceae. Bases 1 to 408 code for a protein of 135 amino acids.